AGCAUGGACCUGGCGGUCUUCCGGCUGGAGACCUCCGUCGAGAGUUGGAGGAGGAGGGCUUAUUGGAACAUAUACCUAGGUCAAGGCUGAAUGAGCUAAUAGAUAGGGCUGACAGAGAUGCAGACAAACUGAUCAACUACAGGGAAUUUGUUCGAAUGGUUUGUUGGUUUCUGUUUUGUUAGUUUAAUGUGUUAGAAAGGUUUGUUGAUUUAAUGUGUUAGAAAGGUUUGUUGGUUUAAUGAGUUAGAAAGGUUUGUUGGUUUAAUGUGUUAAAAUGGUUUGUUGGUUUAAUUUUCACAUCCUACUAGUAUAACCAACAUUUGCACAUCCUAGUAGUAUCACAGAUAUUUGCAAAUCCGGUCUAGGGUAUCAAACAAUUUUUAUAAGCUUUCUAUUGUAAAACAAAUUUUUAAAUAUUUCUGUGAUCAAAGGAGAUCAAACUUAUAUUAUCUCUCAAGUCAUUUUAUUAAAUGUUUUGAAUGUUUAGGUGACAGAAGAUUUGACAAGAGAAGAGCGUAAACCUUUUAGACGAGUAAUGAGAGCGGCAAUAGCAUCCAUCAUACCUCGGAGACAACGUGAAGACUUCUUGGCCAACUACACCUGUUGUCCUCCGCCAAUCUUUAUACCACUGAUCAGUGUUGCCGAGGUACAGUGAUAGGGACAGUGAUGGGGACAGUGAUUAAAUUGACAAUAUUUAGCUCAUACAAGUGUAUGCAGAUGAUAUAAUUGAUAUAUGAUAGGUAGUGGCAGGAUGGCAUACCUUUCACUAGGUAGUGGCAGGUUGGCAUACCUUUCACUAGGUAGUGGCAGGUUGGCAUACCUUUCACUAGGUAGUGGCAGGUUGGCAUACCUUUCACUUUGAAAUAAUGGAAAACAGGAACAAGUGUGGACUUACUGACAGCAUCAUUUUGCUCAAUAGAAAAGGACAAUUUAGCCAGAAUUUAACAUAUAGAAAAUUAAACCAGUAACAAGGUAUUAUAUUAGUUGGCUUUAAUUUUAAUAAUUGCUUUCAUUACUUGAGUUUACUUUCAAUAGAAUAAUUACUUUGAUCAUAUUGGUUGACUUUCAUUAAAAUGAUGACUUUCAUCAUGUUGGUUGACUUUCAUUAUAAUGAUGACUUUCAUCAUGUUGGUUGACUUUCAUUAUAAUAAUGACUUUGAUCAUGUUGGUUGACUUUCAUUAUAAUAAUGACUUAUUCCCCUGAAAUAUUUCAAUGUCUAUAUCAUGUUUGUGCACUUAAUGUCAAUAGUGUAGUUAUGGGAAUAGGUUUAAUCAUACGUGACGGCAUGGGAAUAGGUUUUAUUAUACGUGACGGCAUGGGAAUAGGUUUUAUCAUACGUGACGGCAUGGGAAUAGGUUUUAUUAUACGUGACGGCAUGGGAAUAGGUUUUAUCAUACGUGACGGCAUGGGAAUAGGUUUAAUCAUACGUGACGGCAUGGGAAUAGGUUUUAUUAUACGUGACGGCAUGGGAAUAGGUUUUAUUAUAUGUGACGCAUGGGAAUAGGUUUUAUUAUAUGUGACGCAUGGGAAUAGGUUUUAUUAUAUGUGACGCAUGGCAAUAGGUUUAAUCAUACGUGACGGCAUGGGAAUAGGUUUUAUUAUACGUGACGGCAUGGCAAUAGGUUUAAUCAUACGUGACGGCAUGGGAAUAGGUUUUAUUAUACGUGACAGCAUGGGAAUAGGUUUAAUCAUACGUGACGGCAUGGGAAUAGGUUUGAUUAUACGUGACGGCAUGGGAAUAGGUUUUAUCAUAGGUGACGGCAUGGGAAUAGGUUUUAUCAUAGGUGACGGCAUGGGAAUAGGUUUUAUCAUAGGUGACGGCAUGGGAAUAGGUUUUAUCAUACGUGACGGCAUGGGAAUAGGUUUUAUCAUACGUGACGGCAAGGGAAUAGGUUUUAUCAUACGUGACGGCAUGGGAAUAGGUUUUAUCAUACAUGACGGCAUGGGAAUAGGUUUUAUCAUACGUGACGGCAUGGGAAUAGGUUUUAUCAUACGUGACGGCAAGGGAAUAGGUUUUAUCAUAUGUGUUGUCAAGUGAAUAGGUUUUAUCAUACGUGACGGCAAGGGAAUAGGUUUUAUCAUACGUGACGGCAUGGGAAUAGUUUUUAUCAUACAUGACGGCAUGGGAAUAGGUUUUAUCAUACGUGACGGCAUGGGAAUAGGUUUUAUCAUACGUGACGGCAAGGGAAUAGGUUUUAUCAUACGUGACGGCAUGGGAAUAGGUUUUAUCAUACUUGACGGCAUGGGAAUAGGUUUUAUCAUAUGUGACGCAUGGGAAUAGGUUUUAUUAUACGUGACGCAUGGGAAUAGGUUUUAUCAUAUGUGACGCAUGGGAAUAGGUUUUAUUAUACGUGACGGCAAGGGAAUAGGUUUUAUCAUAUGUGACGCAUGGGAAUAGGUUUUAUUAUACGUGACGCAUGGGAAUAGGUUUUAUCAUAUGUGACGCAUGGGAAUAGGUUUUAUUAUACGUGACGCAUGGGAAUAGGUUUUAUCAUAUGUGACGCAUGGGAAUAGGUUUUAUCAGACGUGACGGCAAGGGAUUAGGUUUUAUUAUACAUGACGGCAUGGGAAUAGGUUUUGUCAUAGGUGACGACAUGGAAUAGGGUUUAUUAUACUUGACGGCAUGGAAUAGGUUUAAUCAUACGUGACGGCAUGGGAAUAGGUUUUGUCAUAUGUGACACAUGGGAAUAGGUUUUAUCAUAGGUGACGGCAUGGGAAUAGGUUUUAUCAUACGUGACGGCAUGGGAAUAGGUUUUAUCAUACGUGACGGCAUGGGAAUAGGUUUUGUCAUACGUGACGGCAAGGGAAUAGGUUUUAUCAUACGUGACGGCAAGGGAAUAGGUUUUAUCAUACGUGACGGCAUGGGAAUAGGUUUUAUCAUACGUGACGGCAUGGGAAUAGGUUUUGUCAUACGUGACGGCAAGGGAAUAGGUUUUAUCAUACGUGACGGCAUGGGAAUAGGUUUUAUCAUACGUGACGGCAUGGGAAUAGGUUUUGUCAUAGGUGACGACAUGGAAUAGGGUUUAUUAUACUUGACGGCAUGGAAUAGGUUUAAUCAUACGUGACGGCAUGGGAAUAGGUUUUAUCAUACGUGACGGCAAGGGAAUAGGUUUUAUCAUACGUGACGGCAUGGGAAUAUUUUUUGUCAUACGUGACGGCAAGGGAAUAGGUUUUGUCAUACGUGACGGCAAGGGAAUAGGUUUUGUCAUACGUGACGGCAUGGGAAUAGGUUUUAUCAUACGUGACAGCAUGGGAAUAGGUUUUGUCAUACGUGGUGGCUGUUUUUGGUGCCCGGAUAAAUAAUUUUAAAAUGAUCCCUGUUAACAUCUAAAAAAUAAUCUUAAUCCGAAUGUUCACUGUCUGUCUGAUAUGCUGAAAAGAAAUAUGUACAAUAUAUAAUCCUAACACAUUUCCAUUUAUUUGGAACAAUUAUAGAAUCUCAUCUCAUAGAUUAAGUGACUAAAACUGUCUUUGUCUGGGGAUGUCUGUGUCUGGGACUGUCUGUGUCUAUGAAUGUGUCUGGGACUGUCUGUUAAAACUGUGUCUGUGACUGUUAAAGACUGUGUCUGUGGCUGUCUGUGUUUAAGACUGUGACUGACUGUGUUUAAGACUGUGACUGACUGCGUCUGUGACUGUUUCUAUGACUGUGUCUGGGACUGUCUGUAUGACUGUUUCUGUGACUAUCUGUGUCUAUGUAGACAAUUAAAUUAUUACCUGUAUAGAUUUUGUCUCAAACUGACAUCUAAAUCUUUUCCUGUAAAGAAUUGGCUUCACUGAAUGAAAUCUUUGUCUGUGUUCCUGCAGCUGGUAGUCUUCAUUGUGUACGUGUUUGUCUUCCUGCAGCUGGUAGUCUUCAUUGUGUACGUGUUUGUCUGUCUUCCUGCAGCUGGUAGUCUUCAUUGUGUACGUGUUUGUCUUCCUACAGCUGGUAGUCUUCAUUGCGUACGUGUUUGUCUGUCUACCUGCAGCUGGUGGUCUUCAUUGUGUACAUGUUUGUCUGUCUUCCUGCAGCUGGUAGUGUUCAUUGUGUACAUGUUUGUCUGUCUUCCUGCAGCUGGUAGUCUUCAUUGUGUACGUGUUUGACCUCCGUGACAAAGGAACGGAAACAACUUCAACUAGUGGCGUGGCCAUGUACAGCCCCCUUGUGUACAAAGCUACCCGACGUUAUGAAGCUUGGAGGUUCUUGACCUAUAUGUUGAUGCACCAAGGGUAAGAUGGAGCUUUUUAAUAGUGAUAGGAUUAAGACAUGACCAAUGUAGUUGAUUAAGACAUGACCAAUGCAGUUGAUUAAGACAUGACCAAUGCAGUUGAUUAAGACAUGACCAAUGCAGUUGAUUAAGACAUGACCAAUGCAGUUGAUUAAGACAUGACCAAUGCAGUUGAUUAAGACAUGACCAAUGCAGUUGAUUAAGACAUGACCAAUGCAGUUGAUUAAGACAUGACCAAUGCAGUUGAUUAAGACAUGCAUAAACAAAUUUCAGAUGUAGUUGAACCAAAAUGCACCACAAUCAGUAUAUUGAAUAAAGAGAUAUGAUGUUGAGUACUUGUAAAAACAUUUCAUCAGUUCUCUUUAGACCUUGGCUGUGAGGACAGCAUCUUUAAUUUUCGCGUAUGAUUGUUCUGUAAGGUAUAGUCUUGCAAUUGUUUCAUUUCUUUUGCCAACUUUCAAUUUUUUAUCAUCUGGCUUUAUUAGCUUUAGUAAAAUCCUUUUAUCAGUUUCAUUUCAAGUUUAGUAAAUAGUUUACAAAUGUUCAUAUAGUUAAUCUUGUAAAAAAAUGUUCAUAUAUUUUAUGUUGUGAAGAAAUGUUCAUUGAUUUAUCUUGUGAACAAAUGUUCAUGUAGUUUAUUUUGUGUUCUUGUGAACAAAUGCUCAUGUAGUUUAUUUUGUGUUCUUGUGAACAAAUGUUCAUACAGUUUAUCUUGUGAAAAAAUGUUCAUAUAGUUUAUCUUGUGAACAAAUGGUCAUAUAGUUUAUCUUGUGAACAAAAGUUCAUUAGUUUAUCUUGUGAACAAAUUUUCAUUAGUUUAUCUUUUGAACAAAUGUCCAUUAAUUUUUCUUGUGUACAAAAGUUCAUUAGUUUAUCUUGUGAACAUUUUUCAUUUGUUUAUCUUGUGAACAAAUGUCCAUUUGUUUAUCUUGUGAACAAAUGUUCAUUAGUUUAUCUUGUGAACAAAUGUUCAUUAGUUUAUCUUGUGAACAAAUGUUCAUGUAGUUUAUCUUGUGAACAAAUGUUCAUGCAGUUUAUCUUGUGAACAGAUGUUCAUUAGUUUAUCUUGUGAACAGAUGUUCAUUAGUUUAUCUUGUGAACAGAUGUUCAUUAGUUUAUCUUGUGAACAGAUGUUUAUUAGUUUAUCUUGUGAACAGAUGUUCAUUAGUUUAUCUUGUGAACAAAUGUUCAUUAGUUUAUCUUGUGAACAGAUGUUCAUUAGUUUAUCUUGUGAACAAAUGUUUAUAAUUUUAUUUAGUGUUCUUGUUGGUCAUGUUUAACAAUCACCCUCACUCCCCCGGUCACACAGAAUUUACAUGUUAAACAGUUUUAAUAAAAGUACAAAAGUACACAUGACAAUUUGAUUAGUUAGAUCAAAUCUGGAUUUUCCUAGACCCAACAUCAAUCAAGCUUCUUUUUUUACCAUUGUCUCAAAAUCUAUUCAUUGUAUUUUGUCACCUUGUCAAUGUUAUUAUUAAUUUCAUUUUUACAUUAGGGGUAAAAGUAAUUUGGAAGUUAGUUCAAAAUAAAAUUUUAAAAGUGCAAGUACAGCUCUAUACUUUAUAUAAAACUAUAGAAAAAUGUUUACUUUGGGAUACAGUGAAAUUCUUCUUUUGUAUUUUGUUGUCUAUUUCUAUUUUGUACAGGUAUUUACACAUUAUUUCUAAUCUUGGUUUCCAAAUUGUGUUUGGUACACCAUUAGAAGUAGUCCACAAGUGGUGGAGAGUUGGACUUGUGUACCUGUUGGGAGUUAUUGCAGGUAAGUGUACACAAAUGAUUGUAUGGUGCUAUUGCUGGUAAGUGUAUACAAAUGAUUGUAUGGUGCUAUUGCAGGUAUGUGUACACAAAUGAUUGUAUGGUGCUAUUGCAGGUAUGUGUACACAAAUGAUUGUAUGGUGCUAUUGCAGUUAUGUGUACACAAAUGAUUGUAUGGUGCUAUUGCAUGUUUCUUUAUACACAUGAUAAUUGUCUGGAUCUCUGUCGCAUAUAUGUGUACACACACAAUAAUUGUCUGGGUCUCUGUCGCAUAUAUGUGUACACACACAAUAAUUGUCUGGGUCUCUGUUGCAUAUAUGUGUACACACACAAUAAUUGUCUGGGUCUCUCUUGCAUAUAUGUGUACACACACAAUAAUUGUCUGGGUCUCUGUCGCAUAUAUGUGUACACACACAAUAAUUGUCUGGGUCUCUGUUGCAUAUAUGUGUACACACCACAAUAAUUGUCUGGGUCUCUCUUGCAUAUAUGUGUACACACACAAUAAUUGUCUGGGUCUCUGUCGCAUAUAUGUGUACACACACAAUAAUUGUCUGGGUCUCUGUUGCAUAUAUGUGUACACACUCAAUAAUUGUCUGGGUCUCUCUUGCAUAUAUGUGUACACACACAAUAAUUGUCUGGGUCUCUGUCGCAUAUAUGUGUACACACACAAUAAUUGUCUGGGUCUCUGUUGCAUAUAUGUGUACACACACAAUAAUUGUCUGGGUCUCUCUUGCAUAUAUGUGUACACACACAAUAAUUGUCUGGGUCUCUGUUGCAUAUGUGUACACACACGAUAAUUGUCUGGGUCUCUGUUGCAUAUAUGUGUACACACACGAUAAUUGUCUGGGUCUCUGUUGCAUAUAUGUGUACACAUAAUUGUAUGGGGGUAUGGCAUAUUUGUGUGCACAACUGAUAAUUGCAUAGUGUAUGGCAUAAUAUGUGUACAUGUCAUAAAGGAUAAAUGUAUGGGGCUAUUGCAGAUAUGUGAUUAAAAUCAAAACUUUAAAAUUUAUUUCAUGUGUGAAUACAAAUAAUAAUCCUAGUACCUAGGCAGCUUUGUGGCAAUUUAAUUUUUAAUGUCUUCUCCAAGAUGUUGAGCUCACUCAAAUGUUUUCUUCCAUGUUGAGCUCACUCUAAUGUUUUCUUCCAUGUUGAGCUCACUCUAAUGUUUUCUUUUAUGUUGAGCUCAAACUAAUGUUUUCUUCCACUUUGAGCUCACUCUAAUGGUGUGAUUCUUAACCUUUUUGGAGCUACCGAACCCCACCAGUUUCAUAUGCGCAUUCACCGACCCCUUCUUAAUAGAAAAAAUAAAAUAUGAUUUUUUUUUUCUGAUUUUUUUUUGGACCUCCACCGAACCCUUGAGACUGACUCACCGAACCCCUUGGGUUUGAUCGAACCCAGGUUAACAACCACUGAUCUAAUGUUUUCAUCCAUGUUGAGCUCACUCUAAUUUUUUUCUUUUAUGUUGAGCUCACUCUAAUGUUUUUAUCAAGUAUCUAAUAUGUGUUGUAAUUGAAUGUUGCACUUGGCUGAAAAUGCUCACCCCCCCCCCCCCCCCCCCCCUUUUCGUAGGCCACUGGCUCAUUCUUGGUUUCCCCCAUGUUACAGGCUGUGUGAUUCACUACAGUUGUCACCAUGCUAAGGUGGUCUGGCUCACUAUUGUUUGCCUUAAUGUUGCAGGUGGUCUGGCUCACUAUUAUUUGCCUUAAUGUUGCAGGUGGUCUGGCUCACUAUUAUUUGCCUCAUUGUUGCAGGUGGUCUGGCUCACUAUUAUUUGGCUUAAUGUUGCAGGUGGUCUGGCUCACUAUUAUUUGCCUCAUUGUUGCAGGUGGUCUGGCUCACUAUUAUUUGCCUCAUUGUUGCAGGUGGUCUGGCUCACUAUUAUUUGGCUUAAUGUUGCAGGUGGUCUGGCUAACUAUUAUUUGCCUCAUUGUUGCAGGUGGUUUGGCUCACUAUUAUUUGCCUUAAUGUUGCAGGUGGUUUGACUCACUAUUAUUUGCCUUAAUGUUGCAGGUUGUUUGACUCACUAUUAUUUGCCUUAAUGUUGCAGGUGGUUUGACUCACUAUUAUUUGCCUUAAUGUUGCAGGUGGUUUGGCUCACUCCAUCACUGAUCAUUCUGUGGGUUUAGUUGGUGCAAGUGGCGGGGUUUAUGCUUUGCUUGGGGCUCAUGUGGCAGCUAUUGUUAUAGUAAGUAAAAUGAUGGUCCAUUUUGUGGUUGAUACUCAUGUGGCAGCUAUUGUUAUAAUAAGUAAAACGAUGGUCCAUUUUGUGGUUAAGGCUCAUGUGGCAGCAAUUUGAUAAUAAGUAAAACUGUGGUCCAUUAUGUGGUUGAGGCUCAUGUGGCAGCUAUAGGCAUGGCUUGUUAGUAUGACAGAUUACAAGUGAAAAAAAUAAAUUUUAUUAAAAGAUCUUUCCUCGACAAUUUGGGGCAAAUUUCACAAAUUCUAGCUUAUUUUUUUUAUAAAAAAUUAAAUAAUUAAAUAUUGCUUGUAGCAAAGUUGGGAUGAAGACUCGAUGAGAUUGGGAUAUUGAAAUCAUUCGUGUGCAUUCUUGAUCAGACGUUGUAAGUAAAGUAGUAUGCAAAUCACCAGAAUUGCAAUAGCAUCAAACGGACUUAAAUUAUAGAGAACUUUUUUUUUUUAAAGGGUUUUAUGUUCCAUAUUUCCCAUCUAUAAUGUCUCUUGUCAUGUGGAUAGAAAGAAAAGUAGCUGUCAAGUUUCCAUCACUCUUGGUAUCCAAAACUCCCGGUGUUAGGGUUAGGGUUCUAUUCAAGGAAUCACACCGCUUAUUACAAAUAUGCUUUGUUAUAAUAAGAAAUAAAUGAAGGGACUGCUUUCAAGCUAUGUAAAUGAAUGAAAUAGUGAAAUGAGGUAUGUGGAAACUUGAAAUAAGGUAACAGGACAAAAAACAAGGACGUUUCGGCAUAAAGCCUUCCUCAGCCAACAAUAGAAAUGAAAAUAUAACAAAGAAAAGAACACAGUAGACAACUCAUAUAUAUUUUCAUUUCUAUUGUUGGCUGAGGAAGGCUUUAUGCCGAAACGUCCUUGUUUUUUGUCCUGUUACCUUAUUUCAAGUUUCCACAUACCUCAUUUCACUAUUUCAUUCAUUUGUUAUAAUCAUCAGAUUGUGGCCCCUGAUUUAAAGGUCUUUUUAAUUUUUUAGAAUUGGAAAGAGAUGAACUACAAAUGUAUGGACCCUGCAGAGUUGGAAGACAACGUCUGCUGUGGUAUAAGCCGUAUUCUACUUAGUGCUCCAGUCAGAUUGGCAAUCAUUCUACUAUUAGGUGAGUGGACAAUAUUGCUGUGGUUUUGGUUGUAUGCUACCAUGCUAUUCCGUGCUGUAGCAUUCAGCUGUGGUUAUGGUUGUAUGCUACCAUGCUAUUCCGUGCUGUAGCAUUCAGCUGUGGUUAUGGUUGUAUGCUACCAUGCUAUUCCGUGCUGUAGCAUUCAGCUGUGGUUAUGGUUGUAUGCUACCAUGCUAUUCCGUGCUGUAGCAUUCAGCUGUGGUUAUGGUUGUAUGCUACCAUGCUAUUCCGUGCUGUAGCAUUCAGCUGUGGUUAUGGUUGUAUGCUACCAUGCUAUUCCGUGCUGUAGCAUUCAGCUGUGGUUAUGGUUGUAUGCUACCAUGCUAUUCCGUGCUGUAGCAUUCAGCUGUGGUUAUGGUUGUAUGCUACCAUGCUAUUCCGUGCUGUAGCAUUCAGCUGUGGUUAUGGUUGUAUGCUACCAUGCUAUUCCGUGCUGUAGCAUUCAGCUGUGGUUAUGGUUGUAUGCUACCAUGCUAUUCCGUGCUGUAGCAUUCAGCUGUGGUUAUGGUUGUAUGCUACCAUGCUAUUCCGUGCUGUAGCAUUCAGCUGUGGUUAUGGUUGUAUGCUACCAUGCUAUUCCGUGCUGUAGCAUUCAGCUGUGGUUAUGGUUGUAUGCUACCAUGCUAUUCCGUGCUGUAGCAUUCAGCUGUGGUUAUGGUUGUAUGCUACCAUGCUAUUCCGUGCUGUAGCAUUCAGCUGUGGUUAUGGUUGUAUGCUACCAUGCUAUUCCGUGCUGUAGCAUUCAGCUGUGGUUAUGGUUGUAUGCUACCAUGCUAUUCCGUGCUGUAGCAUUCAGCUGUGGUUAUGGUUGUAUGCUACCAUGCUAUUCCGUGCUGUAGCAUUCAGCUGUGGUUAUGGUUGUAUGCUACCAUGCUAUUCCGUGCUGUAGCAUUCAGCUGUGGUUAUGGUUGUAUGCUACCAUGCUAUUCCGUGCUGUAGCAUUCAGCUGUGGUUAUGGUUGUAUGCUACCAUGCUAUUCCGUGCUGUAGCAUUCAGCUGUGGUUAUGGUUGUAUGCUACCAUGCUAUUCCGUGCUGUAGCAUUCAGCUGUGGUUAUGGUUGUAUGCUACCAUGCUAUUCCGUGCUGUAGCAUUCAGCUGUGAUUAUGGUUGUAUGCUACCAUGCUAUUCCAUGCUGUAGCAUUCAGCUGUGGUUAUGGUUGUAUGCUACCAUGCUAUUCAGAGCUGUAGCAUUCAGCUGUGGUUAUGGUUGUAUGCUACCAUGCUAUUCCGUGCUGUAGCAUUCAGCUGUUGUUAUGGUUGUAUGCUACCAUGCUAUUCAGAGCUGUAGCAUUCAGCUGUGAUUAUGGUUGUAUGCUACCAUGCUAUUCCAUGCUGUAGCAUUCAGCUGUUGUUAUGGUUGUAUGCUAUCAUGCUAUUCAGAGCUGUAGCAUUCAGCUGUGGUUAUGGUUGUAUGCUACCAUGCUAUUUAGUGCUCUAACAUACAUCUACUGACUUCUCUUAAAGGCAGCCACUGAUGACUGUCUCACAUGCACAUAUUGAGCGACAUGAAAUGAUUAUGUUACCAGCAUGGAAAGAUUACAGUGUGCUAUCACUAGGCUACACAGCUGCAUCUAGCGAGCUAUGUCAUAUCAUUAGUUCACUGAAAGAUUACAGUGUGCUAUCACUAGCCUACACAGCUGCAUCUAGUGAGCUAUGUCAUAUCAUUAGUUCACUGAAAGAUUACAGUGUGCUAUCACUAGCCUACAUAGCUGCAUCUAGUGAGCUAUGCCAUAUCAUUAGUUCACUGAAAGAUAACAGUGUGCUAUCACUAGCCUACACAGCUGCAUCUAGCGAGUUAUGUCAUAUCAUUAGUUCACUGAAAGAUUACAGUGUGCUAUCACUAGCCUACACAGCUGCAUCUAGCGAGCUAUGUCAUAUCAUUAGUUCACUGAAAGAUUACAGUGUGCUAUCACUAGCCUACACAGCUGCAUCUAGUGAGCUAUGUCAUAUCAUUAGUUCACUGAAAGAUUACAGUGUGCUAUCACUAGCCUACACAGCUGCAUCUAUCGAGCUAUGUCAUAUCAUUAGUUAACUGAAAGAUUUCAGUGUGCUAUCACUAGCCUACACAGCUGCAUCUAGCGAGCUAUGUCAUAUCAUUAGUUCACUGAAACUCCAUAGUUGAGUCAUUAGAUCAUUUGCUCCCAACGAUAACCCACAUAAUAAAUGAAAGCUUGUCUUCUGGCACUGUUUCCCCUCUUUGUAAAUCAGCUGUCAUCAAACCAUUGCUUAAGAAGUCUGGUCUGGAUGAAAAUAAUAAAAACAAUUAUAGACCUGUAUCUAACUUAUCAUUUUUAUCUAAAGUUAUUGAAAAACUAGUUCUACAACAACUUGUUGCUUAUUUAAUUGACCACUCUCUUCUCAGUUCUAAUCAGUCGGCCUAUAGACAUUUCCACAGCACAGAGACAGCUCUCUUGAGAGUGACCAAUGACCUCUUGCUCGCAUUGGACAGUGGUGAUAUCUCCAUCCUGAUCCUCUUAGACCUCAGUGCGGCCUUUGACACUGUUGACCAUGUAAUCCUUUUCAAAACCCUUGAAAAUUACGUUGGAAUUUCUGGCUCAGUUUUGGCUUGAUUUAGGUCCUACCUCUCUGAUAGAACGCAGGCGGUCACUGUCGAUGGCUGUCUCUCAGGCAGUGCUGAUUUGGUGUACGGAGUACCACAGGGAUCCGUUUUAGGCCCGAUUCUAUUCACAUUGUAUACCAGACCACUGCUCCUCUUGCUUGGGAGGCAUGCUGUUGAGAGCCAGUCAUUUGCAGAUGACAUGCAGCUAUACAAGCAUACCCACCCUUCUCUUGUUGAAUCCGCUGUCCUGACUUUGCGGGGAUGCAUUGAUGAUGUCAAGUCAUGGAUGACACUCAGCAAGUUGAAGCUUAAUGAUGACAAAACGGAAGCACUCCUCAUCCACAAUCACACAUCAUCCUCUACCUCAACUCUUCCUACCUCAUUUCAAGUAGGUAACUCUGACAUACGGUUUACACCCUCUGCUAGGAAUCUUGGUUAUAUUCUUUCUAACAACAUGUCUCUCGAUAAACACAUAUCUCACAUUUGUCGUUCAGCAUACACCACUAUCCGUCAGAUCAGCUCCAUACGCCACUACCUCACAGUUAGCGCUACAAAACUCUAGUCUGUGCUCUUGUUCUCUCUCGUCUUGACUAUUGCAACUCUCCUCUGUCAGGUUCACCGAAACACUGCAUAGAAAAACUGCAGAAAGUUCAAAACUCAGCUGCUAGGCUAGUUUUAAAGGCACAAAAAAAAACGUGAUCACUUCACUCCACUACUCCAUUCCCUUCAUUGGCUACCUAUACAGGAACGCAUUGACUACAAGUUGUCUGUUCUCUGUCACAACUUUUUCUUGGAUUCCUGCCCUUCCUCUCUAACCGAACUUCUUUCUGUCUAUUCACCCCUUCAACAGCUUCGCUCCUUUGCAGACACGCGUAUUCUGUCCGUUCCCAAGACACACACUAAAACAUAUGGUGAAUGAUCUUUCUCUUUCUGCGCCCCCAAACAAUGGAAUUCUUUGCCACUACAAAUACGCAAUAUACCAACCACCCAGGCCUUCAAAACUGCACUCAAAACAUAUCUUUUUAAAUUAUACUACCCUGACUGAUUCCCCUCCUCUGACCGCUAAAUGAUCUUGCUGGCUGCUGUCCAUGGUUUGCCUUGUAAAAGUUAUGUGGUGGGGUGGGUCAAUAUACAUUGCUGUUCUUUAUUUCAUAAAUGUAUUUUAUUUUAAUGUCAUGAUUAUGUCUCUUUUGAUAAAAUUGUUAUGCACAGCGCGGUGAGCCCAGCCCCUAGGCUGGGGUACCGCGCUAUAUAAGACGUCUUAUUAUUAUUAUUAUAGACUGUCAUCCUUGUGUCAGUCAAAGAAUUAUAUCCUAAAAUUUCCAAAGAUCGUGGGCCAAGGGCAAUUCUUCUACUCUUUGAUAUAGUUCUCAUAAUAAAUGAUAGGCAGUCAAAUAUUCAACCAAAUACACAACUUAUUGUGUUUUUAAUUGUGCUGUGACACUGAUUUCUGUGAAAUGCCUAGGUGUGCUGUGACACUGAGAUCUGUGAAAAGCCUAGGUGUGCUGUGACACUGAGAUCUGUGAAAAGCCUAGGUGUUCUGUGACAAUGAGAUCUGUGAAAAGCCUAGGUGUGCUGUGACACUGAGAUCUGUGAAAAGCGUAGGUGUGCUGUGACACUGAGAUCUGUGAAAUGCCUGGGUGUGUCACUGAGAUCUGUGAAAAGCAUAGGUGUGCUGUGACACUGAGAUCUGUGAAAUGCCUAGGUGUGCUGUGACACUGAGAUCUGUGACAUGCCUGGGUGUGCCACUGAGAUCUGUGAAAAGCGUUGGUGUGCUGUGACACUGAGAUCUGUGAAAUGCCUAGGUAUGCUGUGACACUGAGAUCUGUGAAAUGCCUAGGUGUGCUGUGACACUGAGUUCUGUGAAAAGCCUAGGUGUGCCACUGAGAUCUGUGAAAAGCCUAGGUGUGCCAUUGAGAUCUGUGAAAAGCCUAGAUGUGCCACUGAGGUCUGUGAAAAGCCUAGGUGUGCUGUUCGACUGAGUUCUGAGAAAUGCCUAGGUGUGCUGUACAUACAUUACAAGUGUAUUUCUCAUUGUUUUGUUUCAGUUGUGCCGGAUACAGGUGUUGCAAUUUAUCGUCGCAUUUCAGAGCCAGAAGCAAACAAGAUAGGUGUAACAGCUCAUAUUGGUGGCUUUCUGGCAGGUAAGUCAUAUAGUUUAUAUUGGUGGCUUUCUGGUAGGUGAGUCAUCUAGUUUAUAUUGGUGGCUUUCUGGUAGGUGAUUCAUCUAGUUCACAUUGGUGUCUUUCUGGCAGGUGAGUCAUCUAGUUUAUAUUGAUGUCUCUCUGGCAGGUGAGUCAUCUAGUUUAUAUUGGUGGCUUUCUGGCAGGUGAGUCAUCUAGUUUAUAUUGAUGUCUCUCUGGCAGGUGAGUCAUCUAGUUUACAUUGGUGUCUUUCUGGCAGGUGAGUCAUCUAGUUUAUAUUGGUGGUUUUCUGGCAGGUGAGUCAUCUAGUUUAUAUUGGUGGCUUUCUGGCAGGCGAGUCAUCUAGUUUAUAUUGGUGGCUUUCUGGCAGGCGAGUCAUCUAGUUUAUAUUGGUGGUUUUCUUGCAGGUGAGUCAUCUAGUUUAUAUUGGUGGUUUUCUGGCAGGUGAGUCAUCUAGUUUAUAUUGGUGGUUUUCUGGCAGGUGAGUCAUCUAGUUUAUAUUGGUGGUUUUCUGGCAGGUGAGUCAUCUAGUUUAUAUUGGUGGUUUUCUGGCAGGUGAGUCAUCUAGUUUAUAUUGGUGGUUUUCUGGCAGGUGAGUCAUCUAGUUUAUAUUGGUGGUUUUCUGGCAGGUGAGUCAUCUAGUUUAUAUUGGUGGUUUUCUGGCAGGUGAGUCAUCUAGUUUAUAUUGGUGGUUUUCUGGCAGGCCUGUCAUCUAGUUUAUAUUGGUGGUUUUCUGGCAGGUGAGUCAUCUAGUUUAUAUUGGUGGUUUUCUGGCAGGCCUGUCAUCUAGUUUCACAUUUUAAAAAAAAAUCUGAAUGUUCAGAAAGGUGUUUAUUCAUAUCUUUUUCUUAACAUGUUGAUUGGACAGGUCCUGGCGUAUAGCAACAAUUCAUGAUUACCUGUUCCUUCUAAAGUUGUGUCUUCAGGAUGGGAACAUUUCCCAAGAAAGCCUUUGUUAACUAAAAAUCAUGCAGGAUCUUUGGGGAGAAAUCUUAUUCCCAACAGCUAUGGAGACUUUGUAGUCAUGAAACGACUUUGGAAAUGUUGGCUUUGUCUCUUUGGAAAUGUUGGCUUUGUUUCUUUGGAAAUGUUGGCUUUGUCUCUUUGGAAAUGUUGGCUUUGUCUCUUUGGAAAUGUUGGCUUUGUCUCUUUGGAAAUGUUGGCUUUGUCUCUUUGGAAAUGUUGGCUUUGUCUGAUGUAAAAUCUGUCCUGUAAUUAUUUCACAAGCGGAUGUUGCUCAAGUUAAAGGCAUGACCAUAUAGGAUUAGUGGAAACAAAGUCCUUAUGACAUGAUUGAUAGGUCACAGUCCUUAUGACAUGAUUGAUAGGUCACAGUCCUUAUGACAUGAUUGAUAGGUCACAGUCCUUAUGACAUGAUUGAUAGGUCACAGUCCUUAUGACAUGAUUUAUAGGUCACAGUCCUUAUGACAUGAUUGAUAGGUCACAGUCCUUAUGACAGGAUUGAUAGGUCACAGUCGUUAUGACAGGAUUGAUAGGUCACAGUUCUUAUGACAGGAUUGAAAGGUCACAGUCCUUAUGACAUGAUUGAAAGGUCACAGUCCUUAUGACAUGAUUGAUAGGUCACAGUCCUUAUGACAUGAUUGAAGGGUCAAAACAAAGUCCUUAAGACAUGAUUGAAAGGUUACAGUCCUUAUGACCUGAUUGAAAGGUCACAAUCCUUAUGAUUGAAAGGUCACAGUCCUUAUGACAGGAUUGAAAGGUCACAGUCCUUAUGACAUGAUUGACAGGACAAAAUUGACCAUUACAUGUCCUACCCACCACCCUCUGGCAGACAUGUUACCAACAAGAUGGUUCUAUUAAAAAAAAAACUUUUUGGAUGUAUAGGACGUCCUUUUGGAUGUAUAGGAGGACGUCCUUUUGGAUGUAUAGGACAUCCUUUUGGAUGUAUAGGACGUCCUUUUGGAUGUAUAGGAGGACGUCCUUUUGGAUGUAUAGGACAUCCUUUUGGAUGUAUAGGACGUCCUUUUGGAUGUAUAGGACGUCCUUUUGGGUGUAUAGGAUGUCCUUUUGGAUGUAUAGGACGUCCUUUUGGAUGUAAAGGACGUCCUUUUGGAUGUAUAGGACAUCCUUUUGGAUGUAUAGGACAUCCUUUUGGAUGUAUAGGACGUCCUUUUGGAUGUAUAGGACGUCCUUUUGGAUGUAAAGGACGUCCUUUUGGAUGUAUAGGACGUCCUUUUUAGGAAACACCUCCCUACUAUUAAAGUACACAUUGUAUUUGAACCCUCUGUAACCGAUGCCUCUGUAACAAAAGCCUCUGGAACCCAAGCCUCUGUAGCCGAAGCCUCUGUAACCGAAGCCUCUGUAAGAUGAUAAUGUGCCCUUUAGGAUUGAAGUAAAACAUAUCACUCCUCUGGGUGUGUUCAGCAAAGGUUGGAUUGACUUGAACUAGUCAAACAGUCAAUGACAUCAUGCUUUGUACAAAGUGCUCUGUGGAAGACAGGCUGUCACCCGGAUGACUGAUUGAGAGAACACCUGUACUAUGUGGAAGACAGGCUGUGACCCGGAUGACUGAUUGAGAGAACACCUGUACUAUGUGGAAGACAGCCUGUCACGCGGAUGACUGAUUGAGAGAAGACCUGUACUUUGGGGGAGACAGGCUGUCACCCGGAUGACUGAUUGAGAGAACACCUGUACUAUGGGGGAGACAGGCUGUCACCCAGAUGACUGAUUGAGAGAACACCUGUACUAUGUGGAAGGCAGGCUGUGACCCGGAUGACUGAUUGAGAGAACACUUGCACUAUGUUGAAGACAGGCUGUGACCCGGAUGACUGAUUGAGAGAACACCUGUACUGUGUGAAAGACAGGCUGUGACCUGGAUGACUGAUUAAGAGAACACCUGUACUAAGGGGGAGACAGGCUGUGACCCGGAUGACUGAUUGAUAGAACACCUAUACUAUGUGGAAGACAGGCUGUCACCCGGAUGACUGAUUGAGAGAACACCUGUUCUAAGGGGGAGACAGGCUGUCACUCAGAUGACUGAUUGAGAGAACACCUGUACUAUGGGAGAGACAGACUGUCACCCUUAUGACUGAUUAAGAGAAAACCUGUACUUUGGUGGAGACAGACUGUCACCUUGAAGACUGAUUGAGAGAACACCUGUACUAUGGGGGAGACAGACUGUAACCUUGAUGACUGAUUGAGAGAACACCUGUACUAUGGGGGAGACAGACUGUAACCUUGAUGACUGAUUGAGAGAACACCUGUACUAUGAGGGAGACAGACUGUCACCUUGAUGACUGAUUGAGAGAACACCUGUCCUAUCCGGGAGACAGGCUAUUGAGGUGUUAACAAACUUUGUCUGACUUCAGGCUGAUAUGAUGUAGUUAAGGUGUUAACAAACUUUGUCUGACUUCAGGCUGAUAUGAUGUUGUUAAGGUGUUAACAAACUUUGUCUGACUUCAGGCUGAUGUGAUGUAGUUAAGUUGUUAACAAACUUUGUCCGACUUCAGGCUGAUAUGACGUUGUUAAGGAUUUUAACCCCCUAUUUAAAAAAAAUUCAAUGAGUAUAGGCACAGGUACACAUAGGUACAGGUACACAUAGGCACAGGUACACAUAGGCACAGGUACGCAUAGGCACAGGUAUGCAUAGGCACAGGUACACAUAGGCACAGGUAUGCAUAGGCACAGGUACACAUGGCACAGGCACACAUAGGCACAGGUACACAUAGGCACAGGUACGCAUAGACACAGGUACACAUGGGUAUGCAUAGGCUAUAAAUUUUAUUUUGACCAAUAUUGAUAUGAAUUUAAGAGGUCAUCAAAUUUGACGAAACGCGAAAACUUUUUGAAUAUGUGAAUUUUUUUAUAUUAAUUGAGAAAACUGUGAACAAAAUCUUGGAACUUUGUUGUAUCUCUUGUUGUAUCUCUUGUUGUAUCUCUUGUUGUAUCUCUUGUUGUAUCUCUUGUUGUAUCUAUUGUUGUAUCUAUUGUUGUAUCUCUUGUUGUAUCUCGUGUUAUAUCUCUUGUUGUAUCUCUUGUUGUGUCUCUUAAUGUAUCUCUUAAUGUAUCUCUUGUUGUAUCUCUUGUUGUAUCUCUUGUUGUAUCUCUUGUUGUAUCUCUUGUUGUAUCUCUUGCUGUAUCUCUUAAUGUAUCUCUUGUUGUAUCUCUUGUUGUAUCUCUUGCUGUAUCUCUUGCUGUAUCUCUUGCUGUAUCUCUUGUUGUAUCUCUUGCUGUAUCUCUUGCUGUAUCUCUUGUUGUAUGCAGAAAUAAAUGUAUUUUUUCUUGAUUUUCAAAACGUUUGAAAAUGUAAAAUGUCUUUGCAGGUUUGAUGCUUGGCAUCGUCAUCCUCAAGAACGUGAACACACUGACAUGGGAGAAGAACUUGGGUUGGGUGACCUUGGCCGUGUACCUGGCCUUUGUUGCCUUCUGCUGUCUGUUCAAUGCUUUCUAUGAUGGCUAUCCUGAAACAGACUGGAAACCUUUGUAAACAAGGACUUGUGGACUAAGUCCAUCGGACCAUGCAAAUGUCCACCAGCUCUUUUUUAUUUGGGAAAACAUUUCUUUACUUUAUUGAUAGAUUCCUGUGUAUGAUGGCUCUGAUGGAAUAAUCAUUCAACAUCUCAUUCAUUAUAAUCCACUAACAAAUUGUUUAUUUUGGCAAUAUUUUUGAAGCUAUUUAAAUGUUUCUUUUACUUCCAAAUUUUUAAAUUUUACAAAAUAAAGUGGAAUGGGUUUGUAUGUAUAUAUAUAUGCCUAGGAGUAAAGACAAACAUAUCCAAUGGGUUUGUGUGUAUACUCUUAGAAGUAAAGACAAACAUAUCCAAUGGGUUUGUGUGUAUACUCCUAGGAGUAAAGACAAACAUAUCCAAUGGGUUUGUGUGUAUACUCCUAGGAGUAAAGACAA
Messenger RNA from Lymnaea stagnalis (great pond snail), 18838 nucleotides. The record is from the annotation of a GenBank genome assembly. NCBI's taxonomy places the organism in Eukaryota, Metazoa, Mollusca, Gastropoda, Lymnaeidae.